AUGGCCGAGACCAGUAAGGCGCACGCAUGUAACGAGUGUCGAAGACGCAAGGCUCGGUGUUCCCGCGAGCUGCCCGUAUGUGCGCAAUGUCUCCAAUGGCGUCGGCAUUGUCUGUACGAAAAGCCGAUGCGAAGCCCACUUACUAGAAAACAUCUUACCGAAGUCGAAGAAUCCCUCCGCAUCGCCACCCAAAUCAUCCGCGACCAUGGCCUCGAUGUCGACCUUGAUGCAGAAUUAUCGCGUGCCAGAAAUGGCGUCAGUACGAGUUACCUCCCGUCGCAGCCGGAGAAGAUGGAGGACGAAAUUCCUCGCGAGGGUAUGAAGAGGCAACGAGCCGAUUCUUCAGGCUCAUCUCCCGGCAGGGUUCAUGGAGUUGAGCUAGGGAUCUUCGAGCCUUGCUUGGAGAUGCUGGUGUCGGAUGGUAGCGUUGAAGAAUCUCCAUCCACUGAUAUAUUGCCAUCGACCACACCAGACGAUCCGGUAGCGAGCGGAGCAGACUAUGACUGGGAUGAGCGAAAUACAGAAGCACAGAGCUGCCUAGACGGAAUGGCAGCCUUGUCGAUCCAAGAAGAACGACCGGGAUAUUUGGGCCUCGCGUCUGGUGCCUCCCUUUUGCAUUUGAUCCAGAACUGCUCUAGCGGUCCAUUGUCUUCGACUUCCGUGUUACAGAAGCCACCGACUCCCAAAGCACAAUCUCCACAUUCAUUAUCAGUCAACUUGCAACGAGAGAUCCCUCCACAAAAGAUCGAGGCCUAUGUUGCAAACUACUUCAGUGAAUACCACAUUUCAUAUCCGUUGGUACACCAAGGGCUUUUCAUGGCACAGUAUCACGAAAUUGUUCCACGGCCCAAAUACGGCUGGACAGUGCUGAUGUACAUUGUUGCCGCCCUUGGCGCAUUUAUGUCUGCAACGGCACCGAACGACGACGAUCUGAUCCUUUACCAACGUGCUCGAUCUCAUCUCUCGCUCGAAAUUCUCGAAGUAGGCAGUCUGACCCUAGUACAAAGCCUGAGUCUCAUCUCCAACUACCUGCAAAAGCGAGAUCGCCCGAACUCGAGUCAUAACUACCUUGGACUGGCUGUCCGUAUGGCCUAUGGCCUGGGUCUGCAUAAAGACUAUCCCAGCACAGAGGGAAAUCUCCUCUAUCGCGAGAUCCGUCGCCGGACCUGGUGGUGUCUCUUCAUUUAUGACGUCGGCUCAACAAUCACCUUCAGCCGUCCGUUGGCCAUUCCGUCGGCUGGUAUCGACGCGAAGCUGCCUCUCAACAUAUCAGAGAGUGACCUGACUAUAUCUGCGACGACGUCACCAGAGAAUAUCAAUGCUCCCACGAUUUACACGAAUGUGCGAGUCCAGUCUCAGUUCCAUCUGCUCACCAACCAUAUCUAUAACCGCGUCAUCUCCAGACCUGCCCCAUCGGCUAGACAGGUUCUCGAGUGGGACGAUACCUACAUUACCAAAUGGUUGAACAUGGUACCUUGGUACUACAAAGAAAGCGCCCAAGUGCCAGAGCGCCACGCGCUAGCACACUCAAUCAUGACCUGGCGAUACAAACACUUCCGAAUGAUCAUCUACCGCCACUUCUUGAUUCAAAAGGCCCUACUGACAACUCGAUUCCAAACAUCAAUUAUCCCCACAUCUAUGGAAGGCAAUCGACCACCAGAGACCUCAGACUCAUGCAGGUACCGAGACUUAGCAUGUGAACGCUGCCUGAAAGAGUCGCACGAGACAAUCACGAGCAUCGACCGAUUCUGGAAAAGCAACGUACACACGCGCAUGGCAUGCUGGUAUGCACUGUAUUUCCUGUUUUCCGCCACUCUGGUACCGGUCGUCCUCCUUCGAAACGAACCUCAAUCUCCAUUCGCAGACAGCUGGCAGGAGGAUAUCAAAACUGCCAUUGAAAUUAUCAAGAGCAUGGUGGAACUGAGUCCGUUUGCGGGUCGGUGCUUUGAAACGCUUGAAAGCCUUCGAAACUGCUACAAUGAGUCGGAUGACUUUGCAUCGGGCAUGGGUAUGCCUGAUAUUCCUGGGCUGGCAGAUCCUGAUCAGGUUCCUCUGGCUCAUAUGUUUUCGUCGAAUUUUACUGGAUGGUUGGAGGCUCCGGAAGCCUACUUUGAGGAACAGUUAUGGAGUAAUGAUCAGUUAUUUUACAACCCCGACUUCCCAGAAGAUACGCAACCUUGA
Messenger RNA from Penicillium cinerascens, 2181 nucleotides. RefSeq names its product Zn(II)2Cys6 transcription factor domain-containing protein. Gene Ontology annotation, biological process: positive regulation of transcription from RNA polymerase II promoter by galactose; DNA-templated transcription. Bases 1 to 2181 code for a protein of 726 amino acids. The record is from RefSeq and is a predicted model, not a curated record. The transcript has 4 exons. Gene Ontology annotation, cellular component: nucleus. Gene Ontology annotation, molecular function: RNA polymerase II cis-regulatory region sequence-specific DNA binding; DNA-binding transcription factor activity, RNA polymerase II-specific; zinc ion binding. Lineage: Eukaryota; Fungi; Ascomycota; Eurotiomycetes; Eurotiales; Aspergillaceae.